Messenger RNA from Hyaena hyaena (striped hyena), 2814 nucleotides. RefSeq names its product RASD family member 2 (gene RASD2). Lineage: Eukaryota; Metazoa; Chordata; Mammalia; Carnivora; Hyaenidae. The record is from RefSeq and is a predicted model, not a curated record. Bases 531 to 1331 code for a protein of 266 amino acids. The transcript is spliced from 3 exons. Gene Ontology annotation, molecular function: GTP binding; GTPase activity.
CGCCCCUACCGCCCUCCCCCAGCCCCGGAGACCUCGGCGGGGACCCCGGGCUCGGACGUCCCCGCGCCUCCGGGCACCUGGCUCAGCAGGAGUCCCCCGGGUCGGGGCAGGGCGGGGCCGGCAGCGGCGAGCCCGAGCCCGCCCGGCGCCCAGGCCCCUCGGAGCCCUCAGAACCCACCCAUGGGGUACCGGCUCCCCGCGUCUCCUCGCCCGGCCGCGCCCAGCUCGGCGCCCCGAGCCGCGCAGAGGAGGAGCCCGGCGCAGUGACCCGGGAGCCGCUGCAGACUCCGGAAGCCUCGGCGGCGGCGGUGGCGGCGGCGGCCGCGGAGGCAGGCGGUUCCCCGCACCUCCGGGCUCUUCCAGGCAGCCCUCCAAGCUGUGCCAGAGGCCCGGCUGGCCAUUCUCAGGCGGAGAACGGACGCCCAGACAGGAGCCACGCGGAGGAGGCCAAGGCCGCCAGCAAGAGGCUGCAGGGUCGGGUCCAGGGCCUGCUGGCGUCCGCUCCCCGCUCAGCGCCGCAGCCCCGAGCCAUGAUGAAGACCCUGUCCAGCGGGAACUGCACACUCAGUGUGCCCGCCAAGAACUCGUACCGCAUGGUGGUGCUGGGCGCCUCGCGGGUGGGCAAGAGCUCUAUUGUCUCCCGGUUCCUCAACGGCCGCUUCGACGACCAGUACACGCCCACCAUCGAGGACUUCCACCGGAAGGUCUACAACAUCCGAGGCGACAUGUACCAGCUGGACAUCCUGGACACGUCCGGCAACCACCCCUUCCCUGCCAUGCGCAGGCUGUCCAUCCUCACAGGUGACGUCUUCAUCCUGGUCUUCAGCCUGGAUAACCGGGAGUCCUUCGAUGAGGUCAAGCGCCUCCAGAAGCAGAUUCUGGAGGUCAAGUCCUGCCUGAAGAACAAGACCAAGGAGGCGGCCGAGCUGCCCAUGGUCAUCUGUGGCAACAAGAACGACCACGGCGAGCUGUGCCGCCAGGUGCCCGCCACCGAGGCCGAGCUGCUGGUGUCGGGGGACGAGAACUGUGCCUACUUCGAGGUGUCGGCCAAGAAGAACACCAACGUGGACGAGAUGUUCUACGUGCUCUUCAGCAUGGCCAAGCUACCCCACGAGAUGAGCCCCGCGCUGCACCGCAAGAUCUCCGUGCAGUAUGGCGACGCCUUCCACCCCAGGCCCUUCUGCAUGCGUCGCGUCAAGGACAUGGACGCCUACGGCAUGGUCUCGCCCUUUGCCCGCCGCCCCAGCGUCAACAGUGACCUCAAGUACAUCAAGGCCAAGGUCCUUCGGGAGGGCCAGGCCCGUGAGCGGGAUAAAUGCACCAUCCAGUGAGCGGGAGGGACACCGGGGUGGGGGCCUGGGCGGUGCCUUACGGGAGGUGGCCCCAUGUGCACACUGCCCACGCCCCCCGCCCCCCUACCCGCCGAGACCCCAGGGGCAGCCGAGUUCGAAGGCCUCUGGCUCCAGACCGGGGCACCCCAGCCUCUGACCUCCGUGUGUUCUACCUUCCCGCCACUUCCCUCGGAUUCUGCUUUUCUGAGGUGCCCCCCCCCCUCCAUUUGCGCUUUUAGCUCCUCCUCGCAGGGGCAGGUCCCUGCAGGGCUGGGAACAAGGGAGGGAGACAUACGGACUUGUGCCGGCCCCCAAGUCAGAGCCCUCCUGCCCUGGGUGUCGGAGGAAACACUGAUGCCGGAGGAGCCAGAAUCCCUACAUGAACGGAGCCUCCUGGAACAGACACGGGUGCAAACGACUCCCGGGGUCUCCGCUGGGCUGGUUGAGACCCCAGACUCUGCCCUCUCCGCCUCAGCUCUUUGGGCCCCUGCCCGUCCAAGAUGUCCCGGGCGCUGAGCCGGUGGCGGCUGUGUGUUUGAAGAGGGGCGUGGCCACGCCUCCCGGACCACGGCCGCCGCGUGGACUUCUCCGCCAUCUUUGUCGUGGAUCCCUCGUCUCCUGGUGUGUGUUGUUGCUGCCGUUGUUCUGUUGCGUGUAGCUGUAGAAGCGGAAAUCGUACUGUAAAAGCUACUGGCACCUCGUUGGCCAGACGCCCCUGCCCACGUUAGACCCGUGGCCUCUGCUGCGGACGCCUUCCUCCCCCUUCCCAGACAGGGUUCCCUUGGCCUGCCUGCAGCCGGACACUGCCCUCGGUAAUGAGCUUCACGGUUUUAACACUUGCACGGGGCAGGGGUGGGGCAGGCUGGGGCUGCUUCUCCUCCUGUCCCCGUUGUGUGGUCGAGGCAGCUGAUUCUGGGGGAAGGGGAGGUGACACGUUCCAGCACACUCCUUCCCCCCCCUCCGCCCCCGCUUCACCUCGUUCAGGGCAGGGCUCUGCCUAGAACCAUGCCGUCUUCUACUGUGCUGGUUCCUCAAGCAUUUAUUGAGCACCUGCUGGGUGCCGGGUCCACUGUGUGCUAGGAAACAAAGAGAGUGAGCAGUGCACUUUAUGACCCCCAGGCCAGGCCCUUCCCCAGCCUGGGGCUGUUCCCCUUCACCCGCAUGGCCUGCACCCACCUCUGCUGCCCCUCUGUCUCAUGCACCUGGAGCUUUGGGGGGUGGGGGGGAGGGCUGCAGGUGCAGCUGGGAGCCAGAGCCGAGCCCAGAGAGGUAGGUGGGAAAGUCCCUCGUGUGUGGCGUGGGACUGCUGUGUACUGGGUGUGACAGGAGUUGGGCCCCUUGACCAAAGGCCUUGUCAUCAGCUCUUAACAAACACAUUUCAUAUCUUAACCUCCUUUAAAAUACUGAGAUUUAGGGGCGCCUGGGUGGCUUAGUCGGUUAAGCGUCCGACUUUCGCUUAGGUCAUGAUCUUGCGGUUCGUGGG